Saccharomyces kudriavzevii IFO 1802 is the source of this 711-nucleotide messenger RNA. It is a transcript of the gene SPR2, whose product is annotated as Spr2p. The transcript has a single exon. The record is from RefSeq and is a predicted model, not a curated record. NCBI's taxonomy places the organism in Eukaryota, Fungi, Ascomycota, Saccharomycetes, Saccharomycetales, Saccharomycetaceae. Bases 1 to 711 code for a protein of 236 amino acids.
AUGUUAGGAUUAUAUUUAUCUUCUCUUUUCUUUGCCUUUUUUAUGGCACAAGUGUUUGCUACCAAGUACUCAAUUACUUUUACAUCAGAUGACUAUGAAGAGAACCAAUCAGGAGAAAACUCAUCUACUCCUUUGGUGUUUCACUUGGACAAGAAUUCAUUACCACCAGCAUUGUUGAAUCAAAUGGAAUUUAGUCCAUAUCUGGUACUAGCAGACUUGCCAGAUGUACCCCGCGUUUUAGACUCACAAGAGCAAGCUGAUACGGUGCUUGCUUCCAAAUCUGUAAUAGAUUUUCUCUUGGAGGAUCCCCUAACGAUUGCAGAGCACAAAAAGUUCUCGCAAAUCGAAAGUAUUCUGUAUGAAAUUAUGGAAGACAGCCUAAAGGAGAAAAACGGGACUGACGAAGUAUUAGAAGAGGCGCCGAAACCGAAAAUAUACGCAUAUAAAGAGGUUGCGCCGACUAACACUAACUCAACCGACAAUAACAAUAUUUUAACAACCAACACAACGUUAGCCAGUAAAAUUCCAUAUUUAUAUGGUACGACAAGUUUGGCUGCAUCCACUGGCGUUACUAGUGUUGAAAUAUUUCCAACCAUCGCACCGGCAAAUAUUACGACCAUUGGAGGAUAUGAAAACUCGUCGCCAUUCUUAAUGCCUUCAAUGGAAAUCCUAUCCUUUUUGUUCAGUAUAUAUUUGUUACUUUAUCCGUAA